AUGCUCAUGUUUCGCCUCUUCGAAUCCCCCGCGCAAGGCACAAUUUCCCACCAAAUACACCCUCGACUCCAGACCAGCCAAGGCUGUCGAUUGAUCAAACAGCCCGCCGUCUUACUCCUGGUUCCCUCAAGUGCUGCAGGUGCACUUGCAUUUGCUCCAUCCCGGCACGCAGCCGAAUCUUGCAAUCUGAGAGCUGAUUUUGCUGCAGUUCUUCACACCAUUCUCCCUCACGUUGGUUUUACAGACGGAGUUGCAGUUUCCUCCCCAGCUGGUAAGGCAUGUGCCUCCGGUGUAGAUGGGGGCAUAAAACCAAAAGGAAGCUCGUGCUUCAAUGUCGCGCUCAGUGAGCUCUGCGAGGGAGCCGCCGUCUCGCUCAGGAAGGGUCGGGGCGGGAGGUGCAGCUUGGACUGCGAAGAUGGCGAGCGACGAAAGAAGAAUAGUCUUGAACUGCAUGGUGAAUGUGUAGGUAAUUUGUAG
Colletotrichum truncatum is the source of this 477-nucleotide messenger RNA. RefSeq lists its product as uncharacterized. NCBI's taxonomy places the organism in Eukaryota, Fungi, Ascomycota, Sordariomycetes, Glomerellales, Glomerellaceae. The record is from RefSeq and is a predicted model, not a curated record.